AUGCGCUCUCUAGUGCUUAAGGAUACCCUCAAGGCCACGAGAAAGCUAGCUGUAAUAUCAAUGCUAGAAAGCUGGCGCGAUGAGAAUUUCCCAGUAUAUGGCCCGGAAGGGGAGUUACUGCUUGAAAUAGAGCGUUGUGCAAGUGCCUUGUUUGGGAUUGUGACUUACGGUGUCCAACUUCUUUGUUACGUGAGGGACGAACAAGGCCUUCGAUUGUGGAUUGGCAAGAGAGCAGAAGGAAAACAAACUUAUCCAAGUAUGCUCGAUAGCACUGCGGCCGGCGGUCUCGGCGCCGGGAAGCUACCCAUUGAAGCUCUCAUAUGCGAAGCACAGGAAGAAGCGACCAUACCAGAAGAGAUAGUGAAGACGAAAGUCAAACCCAUGAGCCAACUCACUUAUUUUCACAUCCGUGGGAACAAAGCUGGAGGAGAGACCGGUUUAUUUCAACCAGAGGUCGAGUAUACAUAUGAACUCGAAUUAGAUCCAGACAUGAUCCCAAAGCCAAAAGACUCUGAAGUAGAGUGUUUCAGCCUAUACACUGUCGGUGAAGUGGUCUGUGCUUUGAAACAGCGACGGUUUAAGCCAAACAGUGCUAUUGUUAUUGUUGAAUUCCUCAUUCAACACGGGAUCCUGAGUGCUGAAAAUGAGCCUCGAUACUCUGAAAUCUUGUCCCAUUUACACCGAAAGAUUGAAUUCCCUGUCCUAAUGCAGCCAUCUAAUUAG
This is a messenger RNA of Penicillium robsamsonii, 723 nucleotides long. RefSeq names its product NUDIX hydrolase. The record is from RefSeq and is a predicted model, not a curated record. The transcript has a single exon. Bases 1 to 723 code for a protein of 240 amino acids. Lineage: Eukaryota; Fungi; Ascomycota; Eurotiomycetes; Eurotiales; Aspergillaceae. Gene Ontology annotation, molecular function: 8-oxo-dGDP phosphatase activity.